This is a messenger RNA of Xiphophorus maculatus (southern platyfish), 2874 nucleotides long. It is a transcript of the gene slc25a21, whose product is annotated as solute carrier family 25 member 21. The transcript has 11 exons. Bases 825 to 1724 code for a protein of 299 amino acids. The record is from RefSeq and is a predicted model, not a curated record. Lineage: Eukaryota; Metazoa; Chordata; Actinopteri; Cyprinodontiformes; Poeciliidae. Gene Ontology annotation, biological process: transmembrane transport.
UUUAUAGAUAUCCACUUCUCAUAUUGUCUUAUUUUAACCAAAAUAAGAAACAUAAAAAUUAACAAAUUAAGCUCCUUUCUGUUUGUGCUAAGUGUACAAAAGCACAAUCAAGCAAGAACUACACUAGUAGAGACAAGAUUAGCCAACCUGCAACCCAUUUUCCACCCAUGAUACUUUAAUCAAACCUUUAACACCUGAACAUGCUAACUUAUCUCAAAUAACUUUUUGAAUCUGGAUAUUUGUUGAUAAUUUCACACAAUCAAAAUAGGCAACCUGUUAACAGCGACAAAUAUUUGGCACCUGACGGUUUACCUUUUGUUGUGAAGGGUCUCGCACCAGGGCUACCAUACAAAGAAGCAAAUCAGCAGAAUAUUUACAUAUUAAAUUGAAUAAUCGGUCCAUUUUGGCUCACGGGUACCGGAGUUUCAAAUGACAAGCCAACAACAAAAGCAUUUCAAGAUACUACUUGCAAUAUUAUUAAUGCUUCUAACCGUAAUUUAACGUAAUAAAAAUAAAUUGAGUUCAUUGUGUGUUUUAAACUUUUAUAGUACAGACUGUAAAAUGGAGUUUGUGGUGUGAAUAUGUGUACAAAACACCACUUUAGAAAGGACAUACGAGGGCAUAUUUAAAGAGUAGGUGAGUGGUGGGAACGGUUUCCAUGUUAGCUUAGCGGAGUUAGCCGGUGGCACGCGGAGAGAUCUCACCGUUGCAGUCUAGCGCGUGCAGAGGGACGUGAACUUUGAGCAGCGAGACACACGCCGAGUAACCUCGUAGCAACUGGAGACGGCAGAGUUGAGACCUCGCCCAAGAGCCAAAACAAAACAAUGACAACCAACAAGCCAAGGAGCGUGCUCCGCGAAGCCUCCCAUCAGAUUAUAGCCGGUGGAUCCGCUGGUCUGGUGGAGAUCUGCUUAAUGCAUCCACUUGACGUUGUGAAGACGAGGUUUCAAAUCCAGCGAGGAUCAAGUGACCCCACCAGCUACAAGAGUCUAAGAGACUGCUUCCGCACGAUUUUCCGCAGGGAAGGAAUCUUUGGCUUCUACAAGGGAAUCCUGCCUCCAAUCCUGGCAGAGACCCCAAAGAGAGCAGUGAAGUUUUUCACCUUUGAGCAGUACAAGAAGGUGCUGAGUCUGACCUCGUUAUCUCCUGGUGUGGCGCUCUCUGCAGCAGGCCUCGGCUCAGGCUUGACCGAGGCCGUCAUCGUCAAUCCGUUCGAAGUGGUGAAAGUCAGUCUCCAGGCCAACAGAGACUCAUUCACAGAGCAACCGUCCGCUUUCGCCCAAGCACGACGUAUUAUCGAGUCAGAUGGCUAUGGAUUGAGAGGUCUGAAUAAAGGGUUAACAUCAACACUGGGACGCCAUGGAGUUUUCAACAUGAUCUACUUUGGCUUCUACUUUAAUGUCAAGGAUGCAAUCCCUGCCAAUCCGGACCCCACGUUAGAGUUCCUGAGGAAGUUUGCGAUUGGCCUGACGUCUGGGACCAUCUCGUCAAUUGCGAAUAUUCCCUUUGACGUAGCAAAGAGCCGCAUCCAAGGGCCCCAGCCGGAACCAGGAGCGAUCAAGUACCGCACCUGCUUCCAGACCAUGUCACUGGUGUACCGCGAAGAGGGUUUCUUGGCUCUAUACAAAGGCUUGGUUCCCAAGAUAAUGAGACUUGGACCAGGUGGAGGGGUGAUGCUGCUGGUCUACGAAUAUGUGUCGAUCUGGUUGCAGAAGAACUGGUAACGAGAAAACCACAGGAGAGAAACGAAAGCCUGUAAUUUCUGUUCCAAAUUUAUUCCUCAUCGACAGCAUUGGUGACUCACCACGAAGCCUUUGGUUUUGUUUUUUCUAAGAUUUAUAAAAAUACCAAAACAGUGUUCCCAUAUUUUUACGAUACAUCUUUCUCACUAAUAAAAGCUGUGUAAACCAAUAGGUUUUCAUCACCAAAAAGUAUUUAGAUUUUUUUUUUGUACCAGUCCUAGAAUAGACAAAGCAGUGCCGACUUUAUAAAGUGACCUUUGUAAAUGGAGCUCUAAAGUUAUUAGACAAAAUAUUUUUUUUUUUUCUGUGCCACUCUGUUUGUCCCCAACUUGUUUAAAAUGGGUCAGAGUUUUGUUUUGUUUUUUGGUGCUUUUUUCAAAAAUGACUAAAUAAAUAGGUAAUUGCCUUCACUUUACGACAACUCUUCUGUUAUUCCCUCUUUUGUCUAGAUGAAGCCAGUGGUAGAUGAUUCCAAUAUUUUAAUUCUUCAUACAUUUUAAAACUAACACUUUCAAGGCUUUCAUUAAAAAAAAAAAAGAUCCAAAGCACUAAAAACGUCAUUUAAACUUCUCUAGAUGAAUGAAUUAAAAUGUAACUAAGUUUGUAAACCAACAUUAAUCAAUUAGAGGUUCUCUUCCUCUUUGGCUCUUCUUCAACGGGAAGAAUUGCAUCAGUUUUAAAGUCAACUUUUACAUCAGUGACUUUUCUUCUUUUCCCCCCCCUUGAGAGUUUUAGUGUGCAGUUUUUGUUUUAGGGAUGCACAUCAUUUCUGUCAUCAUAAACAUGUGUUUGUUCUUAUUUGAACAGAUUCACAUACUUUACCUAUCCCAUGUGGGAAUAGGUUCAAGCUAAUUAGUGAGUUUUAUGGAAAAAAAACCCAAACAUUAUAAACAUAGGGAUGACUCAAAUUAAAUCACUUGCAGUCCAAACAAUUUGUGUACUUAUUCAUGUGUAAAGUAUGACAUUUUUUAUAGAUAUAAUUCAAAGUAGCCACAUCAUACCAAUUUGUGUUUUUGCUUUUUGUUUAUAACCACUGUGGUUAUUCAGUUCUUUAAAAAAGGUAUUUACACCACGCAGGAUUUUUCACACUUUUCCACAUUACAGCCACGUUGAAUGCAGAUAAACUGCAUUU